Messenger RNA from Neocloeon triangulifer, 1795 nucleotides. Its product is annotated as proclotting enzyme-like. Lineage: Eukaryota; Metazoa; Arthropoda; Insecta; Ephemeroptera; Baetidae. The coding region runs from base 171 to 1715 and encodes 514 amino acids. The record is from RefSeq and is a predicted model, not a curated record. The transcript is spliced from 9 exons. Gene Ontology annotation, biological process: proteolysis. Gene Ontology annotation, molecular function: serine-type endopeptidase activity.
AAUUAUUCCACUUCUAGUCGUGAAGCGGACGGCAUUGCCUGGCGAACACCAAACCAGUCUUCUCCCGCGAGUCGGAGAUGAAAUAACACACAAAUUCAUCGUGAAGCUUCAAGCGAGAGAUGAACACUCCUUUAUAAUUAAGGAAGGAAUUUUCGAGUUUUCAGCGCAAAAUGAGCCUUUUGAUCAGGGGCAUUUGCGCCCUCGCUUGCGUCUCGCAGAACAUUAGACCAGCUUUCCAGCAGCAGCAACCCUCUUUUCCGAAAAUCUCUGAUAGGCAGUAUACAACGCAACCGCGAUCGCCGUGUCCCGAGUACUUCACGUACCAGUCGGACAACUAUGGAUCAGGAAAAAAAGGCGUCCUCUCGAUUCAACCACCUAGCGACAGCACUGUUAUCACCGUAUUGCUCGAACUAGUUUUGAACACCCGACUUAACGAGAAUGAUUUCACCGGAAGUCUUGAUUUGGCCGAGAACAAAGAUUUGGUCGUCCAGAGAUUACAGCAGGGCGAUCGCAGUCCCAUAAUUUAUCGCGUGACAUUCCCUUUGCAAAACCCACUGCCUUCCAUUACCAAAAUUGUGGUCAACAAUCGCGUAGUCUGCAGCGCCAAUCCAGGAAACGUGUAUGGAUAUGUCACUAAUUUGAGGUUGGACCACUCACUGACGUCGCCCGUGCCAAUAAUUUUCAACUCGAACAGCUAUCCUGUCCAAGGAGGCCAAAAUAACCCUCAACCACAAAGACCUCUGCAGCAACAAGGCUCUCAGAAUCCACUCCAAACCAAUUUUGGCAACCCGCAACCAACCCCCACAAGACCACCAACAAGACCGACCUGGAUCACCCCCAUACCAGCUACAGCUGCAACACAACCCCCGCAACCCCAAUUUCAAAUUGAAACUGAAAAUACAGGUUCAAGCAAAUACCAAGAGUGCGGUGUGUCGCCCCAAGUUUCGUUUUUGUUGGUGAACGGCGACAGUGUGGCCAAAGGUUCUUGGCCCUGGCUCAGCGCGAUUUACGACACCACGGACACGGGACUGUCGUUUAUUUGUGGGGGCACGCUCGUAACAAAUAGACAUGUAAUUACUGCUGCGCACUGUGUGGCCGUAUCGCAGGGAAAGGCAACUCUCAAAAGGCCUGAACGAGUUUUGGUUUAUCUAGGGAAGCACAACAUCGUCAAUUUUAUUGAACGCGACGCGGUUCCGAAAGAGAUUUCAAGCAUUGUAGCCCAUCCGCAAUACACAGGCAAAUUGGAUUCUGCAGGUGUUGAUCUUGCGGUUCUCACAUUCGAAACUGUCACCACAUUUACUGCUUACAUUAGACCAGCAUGCCUGAUGGACCCGAACAGACAGUAUUCGAACACAGGAAAUGUCGUGGGAUGGGGUCGAGACGAGUACGGAAACCCAGUUUCUAAAAUGCCGCGAGUCGCUUCCAUGCCCAUUGUAACCAACGAGGAGUGCCUCAGGGCAAAUCCCGACUUCAUCCGCAUUACUUCCGAGACGACCUUUUGCGCCGGCCACAGAAAUGGCACCGGUCCAUGCAAAGGCGACAGUGGCGGGGGAUUGUACGUUUGGGAUGCCAGCUCGAGAAAGUGGUCCAUCCGCGGCGUGGUCAGCCAGUCAUUGUGGGACAACAACAUUAACUCUUGUGACCUCAAAAACUAUGUAACCUUCACAGAUGUCAGCAAACUCAUGCCCUGGGUCAAGCAAAUGACUCGACAAUAAAAUGUCCUGAUUUUGUAUUUUGUGCAAUUUUGGAUAUUUUUGCUUUUUUAUAAUAAAUGCAUUGGCGAUUUUAUAUAAAC